Strongyloides ratti is the source of this 1515-nucleotide messenger RNA. Its product is annotated as ER degradation-enhancing alpha-mannosidase-like protein 1. Gene Ontology annotation, biological process: endoplasmic reticulum mannose trimming; carbohydrate metabolic process; mannose trimming involved in glycoprotein ERAD pathway. Gene Ontology annotation, cellular component: membrane; endoplasmic reticulum. The transcript has 6 exons. The record is from RefSeq and is a predicted model, not a curated record. Lineage: Eukaryota; Metazoa; Nematoda; Chromadorea; Rhabditida; Strongyloididae. Bases 1 to 1515 code for a protein of 504 amino acids. Gene Ontology annotation, molecular function: calcium ion binding; mannosyl-oligosaccharide 1,2-alpha-mannosidase activity.
AUGUUUUUAAUCAUAUCAAUAGAAUCUAACAAUGUUAAACUAUAUAAAAAAUUCAAGGUUGAAUUAUUAACGGAUGAAGAAAUCGAAGAAGCACGUCUACAAACCAAAGAAAUGUUUAAAUUUGGUUUUGAUAAUUAUAAAAAAUAUGCUUAUCCUUUAGAUGAAUUAAAUCCCAUUUAUUGUUCUGGUAGAGGCCCUGAUUACAAAAAUCCAAAUAAUUUAAAUAUUAAUGAUGUAUUAGGAAAUUAUUCUUUGACAUUAAUAGAUUCAUUAACAACACUAGCCGUAUUAGAUGAACGUGAUGAAUUUUAUGCUUCAGUUGAAAAGGUAUUUGAAGCAACAAUAAGAAUUAUUGGUUCACUUUUAUCAACACAUCUUCUUUUAACAGGAGAAAAUAGUUAUAUGGGUAAUUGGAAGAUGGAUGGGUAUAAUAAUAGUCUUCUUUUAAUGGCAAAAGACUUGGCUGAUAGAUUAAAACCAGCAUUUUACAAUACUAAUACUGGAAUUUCAUAUCCAAGAGUUAAUUUAAUUAAUGGUGUUCUUAAAAAUACUAUUGAAGAAGCAAAUACAGCUGGUGCUACAUCAUUAAUUGUUGAAUUUGGAAUGCUUUCAAAAUUAUUAAAUGAUAAAUCAUAUGAAAUGUUAGCUCGUCGUAAUUUAAGAGAAAUUUGGAAUAGAAGAGAUAAUAAUACAGGUCUUACUGGGAAUACAAUAAAUAUAAUGGAUGGAAAAUGGCUUGGAAAAAUGCAUGGACUUGGAGCUGAAGAAGAAGAUAUUCUUAUUUUUAAAAUUGCAAAAGAAAGUAUAUCAACAUUUAUUAGAAAAGGAAGAGAAAAAUGUUUUUCGGGUUCAGGUGAAGCUCCAAUGUUUGUAAAUGUAGAUAUGAGAGAUGGAAGUAUUAUUAAUACAUGGAUUGAUGCUUUACAAGCUAGUUAUGCUGGAGUAUUGGUAUUAAAUGGUGAGGUAGAAGAAGCUGUAUGUCAACAUGCACUUUAUUAUGCAAUAUGGAAAAAAUAUGAUAUGGUCCCAGAGAGAUUCAAUUGGAAUACAAGUUACCCUGAUGUUGCAUUUUAUCUUUUACGCCCAGAAUUUAUUGAAUCAACAUACCUAUUGUAUCAAGCAACAAAAAAUCCAUUUUAUUUAUCUGUUGGUAGAGAUAUUUUAGAUUCAUUAAAUUUAUAUACAAGAGUUGCCUGUGGUUUUGCUAGUGUACAUAAUGUUUUUUAUAAAACAUUAGAAGAUCGAAUGGAAAGUUUUUUUUUAGCUGAAACUUUAAAAUAUCUUUAUUUGUUAUUUGAUAGAGAUAAUCUUGUAAACAGGAAUGCAGAAAAGUUAAUAUUUACCACGGAAGGACAUAUUCUUCCAGUUUUACAAAAAUAUCAGAAAUCUAAUGUUAAUUUAGAAAAUAAUUUUGAUAAUCAUAUGUGUCAGGUAAAUCAAAUAAACUUAUUUGAGGAUUCAUUACCAAUGCCUAAAGAAAAAAUGUUUGAAUAUUUUGAUAUUGUUGGAUUAUAA